GUCUUUGUAGACAACCGACCAUUCAUAUGAAAAUUAAUAAUGAUGAUGAAGUACUAUGCUUCUGUGUUUAUUAAUUUUGGCAUGUGUGAGUUGUUAUUGUUAAUAUGUGUUUGUAUGUGAAUAAAUGUAUCAAUAUGGAUGAUUUUGAUGUGUUUUUAUUUUUAUUUUUUGGUUUGUGUCAGCAACCAUGUCUGAGCAAAGUAAGAGAGAGUUGAGCACGCAACAGCAGGUAGUGGUGAGCUCUCGUUGGAACCCAACGCCGGAGCAGUUACAGACACUGGAAGAAUUGUAUCGACGGGGGACUCGAACGCCCUCCGCCGAGCAGAUUCAGCACAUCACUGCACAGCUCCGUCGAUACGGCAAGAUUGAAGGCAAGAAUGUCUUCUACUGGUUUCAGAAUCACAAGGCCAGAGAAAGGCAGAAACGACGCCGUCAACUUGAAUCAGCUUCUGAUCAUGAACAAUACUCAUGUGAUUUAGAGAACACAGAUCAAAAGAAAGAACCAGGUAAUUAACAAACCCACACCAUAUAUAUAAUCUCUAAACUUAUCUUUUUCAUGAAAUUGAUAU
Molecule: messenger RNA, 569 nt
Organism: Cornus florida
Lineage: Eukaryota; Viridiplantae; Streptophyta; Magnoliopsida; Cornales; Cornaceae
Product: WUSCHEL-related homeobox 1-like
Exons: 1
Coding region: 188-514 (108 amino acids)
Biological process (GO): plant organ development
Molecular function (GO): DNA-binding transcription factor activity; DNA binding
Source: RefSeq, a predicted model, not a curated record